UCUACAUCAAAAUAACUACGCGUAAUUAAACGGCGCUUGCAGCGUGAAAGUGCGGUUCCGGAAUGCAGUGCCUUUUCUCUGCUUUUGAUAUGAAUUUAAGCAGAUUUUCAAGAAGCAUUCUCCCAAUAGGGAAAUGGAGCUCGGAAAAGGCUCGCUUUCUUUCGACGUCAGCUGUGAAUCAGCAGAAAGUGAAGACGGCUGUCUUGAUGCUGAACAUGGGCGGUCCCCAGAAUACCCAGCAGGUUCACGACUACUUGCUGGGCAUCAUGACGGACAGGGACAUGAUUCAGUUGCCGGUGCAGAGCAAAUUGGGGCCCUGGAUCGCUCAGCGCCGCACGGAGGAAGUGCAGAAGAAGUACCAGGAAAUCGGCGGAGGAUCGCCAAUCCUCAAGUGGACCAACCGCCAAGGCGAGCUGAUGUGCAGCCAACUGGACAAAGUGUCCCCCGAGACUGCGCCCCAUCGGCACUACGUCGCCUUCCGGUACGUGACGCCGACGACGGCUGAAGCUGUGGCCCAAAUCGAGGCUGAUCGUCCUGAGAGAGUCGUGGUCUUCUCGCAAUACCCUCAGUACAGCUGCGCCACGUCGGGCUCUAGCUUCAACGCCCUCUUCGACCACUUCCGGAAGAGAACUGCGCCCGCCGGCAUCUCCUGGAGCGUCAUCGAUCGCUGGCCAACUCAUCCGCUCCUGGCGAAAACCUUCGCCGAGCGAAUCCGCGAGGAGCUAGCCAAGUUCCCGCCAGAGAGACAACGGGACGUGAUCCUGAUGUUCUCAGCUCAUUCCCUGCCCCUAAAGGCGGUCAACCGUGGGGACUCCUAUCCCUCCGAAGUGGGAGCAACUGUCCAGGCAGUCAUGCAGGAGCUCAACCACUGCAAUCCUCAUGUGCUCGUGUGGCAGUCAAAAGUAGGCCCCCUGCCCUGGCUGGAGCCCUUCACCGACGCCGCCCUGAAGGCUUACUCGCGCCAGGGCAAGAAGAACUUCAUUCUCAUUCCCAUCGCCUUCGUGAAUGAGCACAUCGAGACUCUUCACGAGCUCGACAUCGAAUAUUGCCAUGAGCUGGCGCAGGAGCUGAAGAUUGAACGCGUCGGCCGAGCGGCAGCGCCCAAUGAUCAUCCGAUCUUUAUCGAUGCCCUCACGGACAUCGUGGCGCAGCAUCUGAAGAAAGGCCCCAAGAUCACCCCCAAAUUCCUCUCCCGCUGCCCGCACUGCGUCAACUCCAGGUGCUCCGAGAGCAAGAACUGGUACAAGACGCUCUGUGCAUAAUCCCGCUCGCAAUUAUAUUAUGUAUUUAUGUGAUAAAGCAUAUCUAUGGUUUUGGUAGUACAAUUUUGGAUCGUUUUAUUUUUUGGGUUUCAAAUCUAGUGCGAUAUUUGUCCGCUUGGGGCGGUGCUGUCAAGAUUUUGGAGGCAAAAUUCAAGAUGAAUGCUGGCGAGCUUAUAGGAGUUGAGAUUUUAGCUAAUAUAAACUUGGGAACAGCAUCAAGCAUGU
Messenger RNA from Phlebotomus argentipes, 1487 nucleotides. It is a transcript of the gene FeCH, whose product is annotated as ferrochelatase, mitochondrial. The coding region runs from base 63 to 1262 and encodes 399 amino acids. Gene Ontology annotation, biological process: heme biosynthetic process. The transcript is spliced from 2 exons. The record is from RefSeq and is a predicted model, not a curated record. Lineage: Eukaryota; Metazoa; Arthropoda; Insecta; Diptera; Psychodidae. Gene Ontology annotation, molecular function: protoporphyrin ferrochelatase activity.